Salarias fasciatus (jewelled blenny) is the source of this 4223-nucleotide messenger RNA. RefSeq lists its product as uncharacterized. The coding region runs from base 1394 to 2113 and encodes 239 amino acids. The transcript has 8 exons. The record is from RefSeq and is a predicted model, not a curated record. NCBI's taxonomy places the organism in Eukaryota, Metazoa, Chordata, Actinopteri, Blenniiformes, Blenniidae.
CAAUUCCGUAUUACUAUGGCGGCGCCCUACGCUCUGCAGAUAGGCGCUAUUAGAAGUUUCAACCAGAGCAGAUCGUGUAUCGUUAAGAUGCAGUCCUCUUUUACCCAAUCAGUGACUGUUGAUCAUUCAUAUGCGCUCCAUCCGGAGGCCUGGAUUCCCACAUUAUUGGAUAUUGAACAUCGAUAUGCACGUCCACCAAACGUCUCUGAAGGGACUACAGACUGUUCUGACACAGAUCCUCCCACAGAGUCGCCCAAUACCCCAACAGUUACUGCAGAGUCUCUUCUGUCGCCCUCAACUACAAUCUCAGAACCUCCCAGGUCCCCUUCUCCUUCACAUACAGAAAAGGCCUCUCUUACAUACCAGAAUGCAACAACUGUGAAACGUAAAACUUCCCGUGUGAACUGUCCUCACUGCUCCAUUGAGCUCCUCAAGCGGAAUUUAGUUUUACAUAUUCAGAGAAAACAUGGGGGGCCAAAAGACAUCACAGCGGCACAUCACCUGAAAAGUGUUCUUGUUGAUAAAAGUCGCGGGCUGUACGCCGUCAGGAAAACCUCUUGUGGUUUCAGUGUCCCGGUACAUGUGCAACGAAAAACCUGGGGCCUUCAGCAUGUAACAAAAUGUGAGAUGGAGGCAUGUGGGCAGUAUCACCUGCUUGCCCUGCAGAGUGGCCUUUCUCACAGCUUGUGUGAUCAUAUUCGCUCUAUUGAUUAUUGCAAUAUGAUCGCAGCCGAGGAACAGCUCCAACACAAAGUGCUUGAGGAAAUGCUGGAAGAAAAUAUUUUUGAUGAGCCUGUGGCAGCUGUUUGCAGAAAGAGGCAAAGUGAAGCCGAGGAGGCUCAUCUGCCAUUCUCUGUGUUGGUGGAUCUUGGUAAUUCACAAAAUAAAAUAUGCCUCUCAAUUAAUGAGGCAAAAUUAGAUCGCUAUAACUCAUUAGGUAGAGUCAUAGUGACCUACAACAUUGAAAAAAAGUCGUGGCAUUGCCCCUGUGCCAAGUCAUGUACAUCUUGCCCUCACAAAGACAUUGCCAUGUGGCAUCUUUUUCAAACUCACAGAGAACUCUUUCUGACUGCACCGCCAACCGCAGCGUCAGCAGUGACUGCUCCCUGCCUUGACCAUCUCCACACUGCAGAGAUGGAACGAUCUGUUAGGUAUAUCUAUGAGAACAAAACAAUACCUGCUGAUCUUCCUGAGAGUGUCACGGCUCCAAGAGCGUUGACGGACUACCCUCAUCAGCUGAUUCCGGCAGAAACCGCAUGCAAGCUGUGUCCGGGAAGUCCAGAACUCGGGGAGGCCAUCCAAAUCACGGACAGUGCCAAAAUCGUUGGCAUGGAUGGUGUAAUCCCAAGUAAGUGAUAUCGCAACUUACAAUCGAAGGUGUACGGAGUGCAGGAUGGUGUACCGGUACCAGGAGUGGACGGAUGGUCUGCAUAAUUUCAAUGACAGGGUCAUCCUUACUCUGCAGCUUUGCUUGUACCUGAGGGAUAAUCUGCAGAAUCAUGUCUCUGUCUCUCAAGUCAUCAACUCUCUGGAAUCUUUGUUCAAAAAGACAUUUCCCUCACCCGACCCCAUUCUUGAAGGGUACUGCCAGUUUGAAGCACUUUGUAAAACAGGGUACAAAUACUCCUGUAUUAACUUCGGCUUUUAUCGUCCUGCUGUGACGGACCACCACAGAACAGGAGAAUCCUCCUUCGAGGUGAGUGAAGAACAACAACCAAAUGAUGAAUAUAAUGAAAAAAACACUGAAGAAUCUGUUCAUCUUCAUAUGAUCAGCAGAGGAUUUUCAGAAGACUCUUCACACAACCCUUUUAUUGUUCACCCGCAUUACGAGAACUGGGCCACCUGGAGUGGAAGGGAGACUCUCAGGAGCAGCACGGAGUUACAGAAAGAGCCACAGCAGCCGUACCCUGCCCACUCAGGGCUUGCAGAAUGCACAAAGGAGCACUUGGUAAAUGAGCUGCUGAACCAGAAGGUAGCCACUCUCCGAAAGCUCUGUAAAUCCUGCAAUGUGGACACUAAGGGGUCUCGUAUGGAUCUCAUUAACCGGCUGAGGGAGGAGAUGAAGAGCAGGCCGGUCUUUGAUCAGGCUUUUCAAUCAGACCUGCUGCAGUAACUCUUGUUUGGAGACACCGAUGGCCUCCCCACCCUGAAGACUCCAUUCUGCUUGAAGCAGGACUUGAGUCUGUGACCUGCUGUCCCAGGCUGUGGAUCAAGCACUUUGUGGAGCGCUGUUCUGCUGGUGUCACUUCUGCUGGUACCAUGAGAACAUUGUUAUACACCAGGAAUCUAUUUUUAUAGUGCUUCUUCUACUUAUUAAUUGAUUUGCCUGCUCCUCAUCUGCACUUUGCAUCUAUUUUAAGCAAAAGUGACCAUUUUAUUUAUUCUUUGGUGCGGUUUAACUGCCAGAACAUGUGUUUUUUGUAUGUGUGGGAAUGUGAGACAACACUGCCUUAAAAGGAAAAUAGAUUUUUUUUAAGUUCAUAUUUAUUUAUUUAUUUAUUUGUUUGUUUUGGGGGGGGGUACAUAAACACUGUGUAUGUAUCUGAAUUGGUAAAUAGGUGCUUCUUUAUUUGUGAUGAUUUUAACAGAAUAUUUGUAUUGACCAUCACUGAGAAGAUAUUUUUGGAGCAUGUUUACCUUGAAUACAUAUAGAAAUAGACUCAAAGCAGACUUUGCGUGUCUUCUAUAUUCUUAUGGGAUGCAUGUAUUUAUAAAUAUAUAUUUUUUGUUUCAGAUGAAGGUUGAUGGUUCAAAUAAAGAAAGUGUUUCAAAUUUUCAAAACUCAGGAAAAACUACCUAAACUAGUUUGACUGAAAUGAAUCUCUGUUUCCCUGCUGUAUUGCUUGAUUAUGUAUUCUCAGCUCCUCAAAUCUGAUCAAAAAUCGAUAAGUAUUUAGAAUUUUCCUAUCAGUCCUGAAGGGUAAACAAAGCAAAAGCGCUGGAGUUAUUUCUGCUAAUUAUGUGUAAAGACAGGGUGCACCCUGGACAGGUCACCAUUCCAUCACAGGGCAAACGCCAUACUCGCCUGUAUGGACUAUUUGACAGUAUAUAUGUUGUGGGAGCAGCACACAGCCUUUCUGUCAGUCACAGAACACCCUGGAGUCAACACACACUGCCAGACAAUCUCCUGCUCACUGCGAUCUCGUUUGGAAAGUUGACUGAGCCGAUAGAAAAAGCUGGGAAGUGUCCCAAAGUCAUUUUAAGCUGCAGGGACCCCUCAGAGAAAGCUGAAUGUGUGGGAGCAACGUGGCUUUGAGGAAACGCCAGAUUCAAGUUUCACAGUAAAUUAACAAUUUCUACAUGGCGGAGCUUCCAGUUUAAUACUAUUUAAAUGUUUUGCAGAUACUUUUUUAUGCAAUGCAGAGCAUCUCUGAUAGGAGAGAAACAAAUCGCUCUUGAAUUAUUUUAACCGUAAAUGUAUGAAUUUAGAGAUGAAGCCAAAAUGAACAGGUGGCGUCACAAAGAGAACUCUGUGUUGUAAAAUACAAUUGAGAAUCUUACAGUAAAAAUGACGUGCUUGUUUAUGCCUAUUCUUCCUUCAUUUCAUCUUCAUCUUGGCAGAGAGAAGAGGAUGAGGAAAAAGUGUGGAUUCAGAAUUGCACUCAUUUUCCCACCUAAAGAAACCAGUGAAUGAUGGCGCAUAUUCCAGACCAGAGGCCUGGUCAACGCCAAAGCAGAAAUGGGCAUAGAAUAAAGUAAAGAGUAAUAUUGAAUAAAAAUGAAAGGUAAUCUAAAACAUAAUGUUCUGAAGUGAUUGAAAGUGUUCAGUUGUUCCUCAUCCCAACUCUAGAUGACGCUGUGACUCUGUCGUCCACUGAAUCUGCAGCUGCUGCCUUUUGUCUCCUGCACUUUGUUACUCUUUGUACAUCAGGGAGGAUAUUUGUUCAUUUUAUUAAAAACAGUUUCCAACAGUGUCUUUGAAGAAGGACAAGGAGGAGAACAUGAACUGCAGAGGUUCUCAAAAUUCACAUUUUGACUUUUGUACUUCACAGUAAUGCAAAGGAUACUGGAACAUUUAAAAGAUCAUUUCUGGUAUAUACAUCCUUUCAUUGGUAAAAGUGUGGAAAACAUAUUUAUUUAUAUCCCACUUCCUUAUAUAAAGAUGGUUUUGUUCUGUGUCUUAAUUCUGAGUGGUCUCCUUGUAGAAGCAGCUGCUUGGCCUCUGGGAACGCUUCAGUGUCUUUUCAUCAUGCACAUCUUUGUCUCUUCAGCUCAAAUUUAUU